Centrocercus urophasianus (Greater sage-grouse) is the source of this 5013-nucleotide messenger RNA. It is a transcript of the gene ISM2, whose product is annotated as isthmin 2. The transcript has 6 exons. The record is from RefSeq and is a predicted model, not a curated record. Bases 350 to 1843 code for a protein of 497 amino acids. Lineage: Eukaryota; Metazoa; Chordata; Aves; Galliformes; Phasianidae.
GGAGCGGCGGCCCCGGGGAGUGACUCCGGUGGGGGAGGAGAAGAGGAAGAAAUCAGAGUGCCGCGGGCCCGGAGGGGGUGGGGAGGCGAAGCCCUCUCCUCCCCCCUCCCGCACGCACUUGCGGAGCGCUCAAAGUUGCCCUUCAGCAUCGGCGGCACCGGGAGACGAGCCCGUCGUGCCCCGGCUGCGCUUCUGCUUUUUCCUUUUUUUUUUUUUUUUUUCCCGUGUUUUUUUUGUAGCUGUUGUUGUUGUUAUUGUUUUUACUUUUUAUAUAUAUUUUUUUCCUUCUGGUCGGUUUCCCCGCUCCUACCGAGGGUCGCCGUGCCCGGCGCUGGACAGUCACGGAGCGAUGCCGCUGCCGGGCGGGAGGGUGGUGCUCGUCCUCGGCUUCGUCCUGCUGACAGCGCUCGUGGCCGCCGUGCGGGGGCUGCCCGUCAGCAGACAGCGCGGCGGGCCCAGGGAGAGGAGCUCCAAGCUGGCCGAGGUCUCUGCCUCAUCAGACCCCCGUGCAGCCGGGGACGAGGAGCUGCCACCGUCGGGCAGGGCACGAGGCCUGCGGCGCAGCGGGCAGGCAGGCCCACGGCGGCAUCGGCGCCGUGGAGCCGCUCAGCAAACGGUGAGGAGCCUGGUGCAGCCCCAGCCCAGUGGUGCUGGCCAGGAGGAAAGCCUGCCCUUCAUGCUGGACUUGCAGAGCUUGCCAGGGCUGGCCAACGUUGACCUGAGCGCCCAGAACCCCAACAUUCAGGUAACCAUUGAAGUGGUGGAUGAUCCUCAGGCUGAGAUGGAGAUGGACCUGUUGAAGGAAACAAGCAAUGACUGGUCCUUGACGUCCUCUGAGUGGUUGUCCCACAAGGACCUCUUCUGGCCUCUUUUUUGGGAAUAUACUGACCCCAGUGAGGAGGAAGAGGAGGAGGAUGAGGAUGACAAUAUGGGUGUAGGGGACAGGGAUGAGGAGGAAGAUGAGGAGGAUGAGGAUGAAGAAGAGGAAGAAGAUUACACUGCGGAGUAUGAGGAGGAGGAGUCCAUGCUCAGUGGAGUAGGUGAUGACUGGGAGCAGCGGUGGCCCAAUCAGAAGAACUGGAUCUUUAAAGAAAAAUAUAAUUAUGACUAUGAAGAUGAGGAGGAAUGGAGCCCUUGGUCUCCUUGCAGCAUCACUUGUGGCAGUGGCAGCCAGAAGAGGACGCGGUCCUGUGGCUAUGCCUGCACAGCAACAGAGUCAAGAACCUGUGACCUGCCACGCUGCCCUGGAGCAGAGGGAGAAAUAGUCUUCCCUACAGAGGAGACUCCUUUCAGAAGUGACAACACCACAGAGCUGUUCAACUCAGAUGUGGACAGCUGUGAGAAGUGGCUGAACUGCAAGAGUGACUUCCUCACCAAGUACCUCAGCAAGGUGCUGACGGACCUGCCCAGCUGUCCCUGCUCCUAUCCCCUGGAGGCUGUUUACAGUGCUGUCAACCUGCGGGAUGAGCGACAGGGCAAGAGCUUCCGCUGGCGGGAUGCCAGUGGCCCCAAAGAGCGCCUGGACAUCUACAAGCCUACAGCACGCUUCUGCCUGCGCUCCAUGCUCUCCCUUGACAGCACGACGCUGGCGGCCCAGCACUGCUGCUACGAUGAGCACACUCGCCUCAUCACCCGGGGGAAGGGUGCUGGCGUCCCCAACCUCAUCAGCACUGAGUUCUCCCCAGAGCUGCACUACAAGGUGGACAUGUUGCCCUGGAUCCUCUGCAAGGGCGACUGGAGCCGUUACCAUGCUGUGCGACCACCCAACAAUGGGCAGCAGUGUGCAGACAACCCAGCUGAGGAGGAGUACCUCUCCCAGCUGCAGGAGGCCAAGGAAUACUAGCCACAGCCAUGCUGAGAGGAGACAUGGGGCCACCACGCAUCUGGCCGCUGACAGAUCCUGCCCUGACCCAUGCUGCAAGGGCUGGAGCCAUCCCUCAUGUUACCCUCCCUUAAGGCGCAGCUGAGCUCCAGCCCUCUUGAUGGGCUUCUCGUGGGGCCAAGUGGAGCAGGAGGGUGGAGCAUCCAAGCAGCCAAGUGGAUGCACCUCAGUGGGGCAUCUCAGCUCCCAGCAGGUUUGUGAGGGUGCAGGAGUUUGUCACUGUGUCACCCCAGCUGUGCCACUUGGGGCAGGCCCCCAGCCCUGCUCAUUUUUGGGCACUGCAGAGCUGGGGUGCAGGGGAUGAGAGGCAGGGGCUAGUGUCAGGGGAAAAGGGUCUGCUCCCUUGUACUUUUUCUAGGGUCUCCUCCAUGGUCUUGCAAUGCAAGCUAUGAGUGAGCAUCUGCAGUGUGGAGUGGCCUCAGUUCCCAUUGGUGUCAUGCUGCAUCUGAAGAGCUGGCUGGAUGCAGGCAGGGCUGCCUGGUUCUGUUGGUGUGCCUGCCCUGGCAUGUGCUGGCCUCUUCUACAAGAGGGGAUCGUGCUUCGUAAAGGGACAGGGCUGUCCCAGCACUGUAUGUGGAAUGGAGCCUCCUGUCUUCUUGGCUAUUUGCAUUCACAAUUGGGAAGGAAAAUAUGGAGGCUUAACAAGGUUUUGUGGAUUAGUGAGCGUAUGUGGGGCAGGGCAAUGAAUGGCCACAUAGGCUUCUGAAGCAAGAUCAUCUUAUCUGGUUUUAGCUGCUAAAGGGAGCACUCAGUGCCAAAGUGUAAGAGAGGUGGACCUUUGAAAUAGUUCUUCACAGGAGAACCAUACAGGUCUGCGUUGCAGCCUCUCUACCUCAGUGCUUAGGAGAGUAAGCUGUCUGCCCCUGUGCAAGUUCUAUCACCAGCCCUGCUCUGUCAGAUUCCUGGUGGCUCCCCAGCAGGCUUCAGUGCUUGGAAGCCAGUUCAAUAUGGCCUGGCAUAGAAAGUCCUACAUUUCCUACUCACAGCAGCCAAGCCACCACUUGGUGCUGUUACUGGAAGAGGAGCAAAAAGUUCUGAGCCGAGUUCCCUGUGGUGAUGAGGACAAAUCACCACUGGGAGCAUGUGACUUUGCCCUUUCUUGAGUUUGCUGCUCAUCUCUUGUCCUUCUGAAUGCAUUCUCUGUGUGGUGUUUGCGUAGACCCUCACCAAGAGGCAACCAAGAGAAGCAUGUCCUGGUUGCACCCUGCUACUUUUGGGGCUUGCUGCUUUGCUGAACAAGCAGACAUUGUUCCAGUUGAGGAAGAAACAUGCUAGUAGUGUCAAUACAUGGUGUCUGCAAAUCAUGACACUCCCCAUGGCCACUUUGAUCUUGCCUGUUGUUUUGUUGUUUUUUUUUAUAGUCUUACACAGAUUCUUGUCAGUGUCUCCCAUCCUGUUUUUGGGAAUUCCAGAGCUCCUGAACUUCACACAGGAAAGUUAGGCUGAGCACCUUGAUUUCUUUGCAUUCAGUAGUUGAAACUGGCUGAAACUGUUCUCAACUUUCAUUUAGCAAAUCUUUUGCAUCAGAGGAAAUAAAAGAGCAAUUCAAGCAAACAGGAAGAAGACUGGAGUAAUUUCUGAACUAGAGAUUUCAACUAGGGUAGUUGGUUACUCCUUGUUCUUUUGCAGAACACUGUCAGACCAAAAGAUGUCUGUCUAGGUUCUGCUGGCCUUGAAUUGGCCAUCCUGUGCUAGUUCUGUCCUAAUCCCAAGAGCCUUCUCCAGGAUGAGUGAACAUCCAUAGUCAGAUAGCUCUUUGGACAGUCUUUCUAGGACUAUCUAGGAUUAUAAGCUGAGUAUCUGUUGAUCCUCUUGCUUCAGUUACUAGUGGAAUAUUGCAUCCAUAGACAUUAAGAUGUCAGGCAUUACAUAAAGAGUAAGGAGAAAAAUGCAACCAACAAGCAUGGAUGGAAAUACAGACCAUGGUAAAUCACUACUGCAUGCUCCCUAGCUGAAGUGGUUGUUUGCUCCCUAGCUUUCUAUGAAGAGGUAAUUCAUAAGGAGAUGGUCCAGAGGGGAUGACAGUGAUCUGGCAUUUUGGUUCUGGGAACCUGAGAUGUGUGCACUGACAGAUAUGGAAGCAUUAGUACUGGAAGCAAAUAAAUUGAGUGCUGAGCUGUGGAAGAAUGAGCUUUGUGCCUUCUGUUUCAGAGCAAUUUAAUUCCCAUAAGACAUCUUUAACUAAUACAAACAACCACAUGUUCCUCACGGACAGUAUUGGACCUGUGCAUGGAAGGGAGACCUCUGCAAAUAGUUAUCUAGAAAGAGACUUUUGGUAACUCAGCCAGUUUAUUUCACUGGUCUCCAAGGCAGCAGCCCUAGUGAGGGCUGUUACCCAGGUAUUGCCCACUCCCAUGGUUAUACUGGGGAUAUCAACCAGUCUAACCCCCCCAAAAAGAAACUGUAAUUUCUGCAGUAAAUGCAGUUACCAUCCAAGGGCAAGUAGAAACACUUAUUGCAUUAGGCCCCUACAAAAAUCUGAUUGAAAGCCAAGUGGCUGUUCUGCCUGGCUGCCCCUGUGGAUUGGAAGGUUACAGGCAUGAACUGGAGCAGGAAAAAUGCAACAGUGAUGUUCGUCCCUCGCACCUUGCACACCAGGAGGCUUUGCAGUGCACCAUAAGAAAAGUAGACAUUGAGCAAGCAUUUAUUUUUACGUGCCAUCAAAGAUUCUGUCCAUCCCACUGCUAUUUAAGUGACGAAUCUCUUACCCUCCACUCUAUAAGUUUAUUGUGUUGUUUUUUUUUUUAAUAUAUAAUAUAUAUGAGAUUUAUUUCUACAAAAUUUCAUAGAGAAUUCUUUAUUCUGACACUGCAAUAAAGCACUUUAUGUAUGUGUGUGUUGCUGAUGUCAUUCAGUUGGGACUGAAGCAUACACUGUUGGAACCUUUUGUUCUGUCUGUGCAGGAUGAUGCUGCACUGAGUGCUGAGUGCCUCAGGUCCCUUUACUGCCGUGCUGCAGGAGCCUGGCUUUGCUUUCUUAUCAUAUGCAUGUGGUGAUGUCGAGCACAUUUCAGUAGCAGAAGUGCAUGCAGAUGCUUCUGAAUGUUGUGAGCAGCAGUUUCCAGUUGAUCACAAAUGCUCAAAGGAGUCUGAUUUUCCUGACGCCAUUUCCAAUCAGGUGACAAGGCAGAA